This is a messenger RNA of Pongo pygmaeus (Bornean orangutan), 1607 nucleotides long. RefSeq lists its product as uncharacterized. Gene Ontology annotation, molecular function: structural constituent of chromatin; DNA binding; protein heterodimerization activity. The record is from RefSeq and is a predicted model, not a curated record. NCBI's taxonomy places the organism in Eukaryota, Metazoa, Chordata, Mammalia, Primates, Hominidae. The transcript has 5 exons. Bases 47 to 1549 code for a protein of 500 amino acids. Gene Ontology annotation, cellular component: nucleosome.
UCUCCACGCUGCCAAGUGGCUGAGUUUUUCUUUCGGGUAGUUUGAGAUGGCCCGGACCAAGCAGACUGCACGCAAGUCCACCGGUGGCAAGGCGCCGCGCAAGCAGCUAGCCACUAAGGCGGCUCGGAAAAGCGCGCCGGCCACUGGCGGCGUGAAGAAACCUCAUCGCUACCGUCCCGGAACCGUGGCUCUGCGCGAGAUUCGCCGCUACCAGAAGUCGACUGAGCUGCUGAUCCGAAAGUUGCCUUUCCAACGCCUGGUGCGAGAAAUCGCUCAGGACUUCAAGACAGAUCUGCGCUUUCAGAGUUCCGCGGUGAUGGCCCUGCAGGAGGCCUGCGAGGCCUACUUGGUGGGGCUCUUUGAGGACACCAACCUGUGUGCCAUCCAUGCUAAGCGAGUGACUAUCAUGCCCAAAGACAUUCAGCUCGCUCGCCGCAUUCGUGGGGAGAGAGCGUGGGACGUCAGUCACACGGAUGUUCACAGGUCAAUUUCUGGACAACUUCAAACGAACAAACCUGAUCAAGAUAAUUUCACCUUCACCCCCUUGCACAUACUCCUCACCCUCUGCUUCAGGCAUAAUGUCCGGGGCCUGUGUCAUCUGAGGAAGCCGCAUCGUUCUGGGGCUGCGGGUCCUGCAGGGUCAUUUCCUUUAUUUUUGGUACUGGGUUGGGUUCCAGCCACGCCAUGUGCCCUCGGACACGGCGUGCUUGGCCAGUUCCCCAGGCAGCAGCAGGCGCACGGCCGUCUGGAUCUCCCUGGAGGUGAUGGUCGAACGCUUGUUGUAAUGAGCCAGGCGGGAAGCCUCGCCGGCGAUGCGCUCAAAGAUAUCGUUGACAAAGGAAUUCAUGAUCCCCAUGGCUUUGGAGGAGAUGCCGGUGUCGGGGUGGACCUGCUUCAGCACCUUGUAAACGUACACGGAGUAGCUCUCCUUGCGGCUGCGUUUACGCUUCUUGCCAUCCUUCUUCUGCGCCUUGGUCACCGCCUUCUUGGAGCCCUUCUUCGGGGCGGGAGCGGACUUAGCUGGAUCAGGCAUUCCAACAAGAUAAAGAUUCGGACCAAUCAGAAGGACUUUGCCUUUAUAAAUAGGAGUAAGAACAACUGUUUGUUCAGUUGUGACCGUUGCUUGAAACCCAUUCCUAUGGCCCGCACGAAGCAAACAGCUCGUAAGUCCACUGGCGGCAAAGCCCCGCGCAAGCAGCUGGCGACUAAGGCAGCUCGCAAGAGCGCGCCAGCCACCGGUGGCGUGAAGAAGCCCCACCGCUACCGGCCUGGUACUGUCGCCCUCCGUGAAAUCCGCCGCUAUCAGAAAUCGACUGAGCUACUGAUUCGCAAGCUGCCAUUCCAGCGUCUGGUACGUGAGAUCGCGCAGGACUUCAAGACCGACCUGCGCUUCCAGAGCUCCGCGGUGAUGGCGCUGCAGGAGGCCUGCGAGGCUUACCUGGUGGGACUCUUUGAGGACACCAACCUGUGUGCUAUCCACGCCAAGCGAGUGACUAUCAUGCCCAAGGACAUCCAGCUCGCUCGCCGCAUUCGCGGAGAGAGGGCAUAAGUUGUACUGAGGGUGUGUGCCAACUUAAACCAAAGGCUCUUUUCAGAGCCACCAACAA